Sphenostylis stenocarpa is the source of this 1572-nucleotide messenger RNA. The record is from the annotation of a GenBank genome assembly. Lineage: Eukaryota; Viridiplantae; Streptophyta; Magnoliopsida; Fabales; Fabaceae.
AUGAAAGCUCGAAACACAAUUCAGUAUAAUCUUCUUACGUACCUCUACCAAUCAGCCCAUGCUCAUCCACACGGAAAGUGGGUCACCACGGAAAUCGCUCUGAUUAGAGAGUCGGCCAAUGAGAAAGCAGAGAAUAGGAUUAACUUUCCAAGCUCCUCCAAUGAAAAACCAGAUAAGGCGUUCCACUGUGGAGCCCAAAGUUCAAUCCCUUUCACUGCUCAGGGUCCCAAAAGUGCAAAUCCAAACAAUCUCUCCCUGUUAAAUGGACUGCAAAAGCGCCUCUUUAUUGGCUUCAAAUUUUGUUUGGGUGUUAUGAGUACUGCUAAGAACGGGGAAUACGCUGCUGUUGGGGGCAAAACGGCAAGAGCAUGUGAUAGCUGCAUAACGAAACGGGCACGUUGGUACUGUGCUGCCGACGACGCUUUCCUCUGCCAAGCUUGUGACUCUUCGGUUCACUCUGCUAAUCCCUUGGCCCGCAGACACGAACGAGUCCGCUUGAAAACGGCGUCGUACAAGUCCACCGACGAACAGCAGCAACAACCUCCCACUUGGCACACUAAGAAAGCUCGAACGCCCAGACAUGGGAAACACUCUCGAAGCAACAACCCCUUUCAUUUGGUCCCUGAAGUCGGUUCGGAAGAAGCGAAUUCCCAUGACGAGAACGAGGAUCAGCUUCUUUAUAGGGUCCCCAUAUUCGACCCUUUUGUUGCUGAGCCUUGUGGGACUAAUAGUUCUUCUCCUUCUUCGGUGACUUCAACUGAUCAAGGAGUGGCAGCUGCUGUCACCGAGGCUGAAAACAAAGGGGUUCGUAGCAAUGUUUUUUAUCACAGUAAUAAUGAGAUGGAAAACUUGCAUGGGAUGCUUCCUUCCGAUGCAGAACUUGCUGAGUUUGCUGCUGACGUUGAGAGUUUAUUGGGUAGGGGGCUUGAAAACCAGUGUGUGGGGAUAGAGGAUUUGGGACUCAUGGAUGCGAAGGAGGAGGAGUGUUCCGUGGGUAGUGGAAAGGUGAAGGUGGAGGAGGAAGAGAGCCCUGAGAUGGAGAUGGAGAUGGUGGGAAGAGAUCUAUCGUUUGAAUUGAGCUUUGACUAUGACACGUGUGACGAGGUGAAGGAGAAGGUUUGUGAUUUGGAAUUGGAACUGGGCAAGGAUAAGGGGAAUGAAGAAGAAGAACUGGGAGAGAAUGUUGAGGGGAAAAGGAAGAAGAUUUCGUUGCAGCUGGAUUACGAGGCGGUGAUUAUUGCCUGGGCUAGCCAAAAGUCUCCGUGGACCACUGCUCACAAACCAAAGUUGGACCCCGAUGAGUGCUGGCACCAAUGCAUGGAAACUUAUGGAACAGCGAUUCAUCAUCCUUAUGGUGAAGUGGGUGGAUUUGGGAUUCAUCCAGUGAUAAUAGACGGAGGCAGAGAGGCAAGAGUGUCAAGGUACAGAGAAAAGCGCCGAACAAGGUUGUUCUCGAAGAAAAUAAGGUACGAGGUUAGAAAAUUGAAUGCAGAGAAGAGACCCAGAAUGAAGGGGAGGUUUGUGAAGAGGGCUUCCUUCGCAGCACCGACAUUUCCUUUGCUAAAUAAAUAG